AAAGGAUGUACAGUAACAACUGAGGUAAAUUUUUUUGUUACUUAUUACUUGCGCAACAAUAUCAAAAUAACAAAUAAGACUUUAAAAUUAGAAACGUUAAAAACUCACCUAAGUUGGAGGCGGUAAUUAAACACCGUUUUAAACAAUAAUUGAACUAAAUAAUCACGUAUUAGUUAAUUUGAAUUCUGGCCUAUCACGAACAAUCACGUGACAUCAUUAUCCAAUAAAAAAAAAUACUCGUACGUAAACAAGAAACAAUUGUCCACGCACGCCACAGGAAUGCGCUGGUUUUGUGCUGAAAUUUAAAAAUUCGAUAUCUCCUAAAGUAUUUGGAAUUUCUAAUCUCCGCCGCUUUUAAUGAAAAGAGGAAGUUGAAGAGCAUAUAAUAAAGGUAUUUUCGGAUUUUUAACAUUUUUUUUUCGCAAAUACCGCUCAACUACAUAUGAAGAAAUUUAAAAAUUCGUUAUCUCCUAAAGUAUUUGGAAUUUCUAAUCUCCGCCGCUUUUAAUGAAAAGAGGAAGUUGAAGAGCAUUAUUUAAAGGUAUUUUCGGAUUUUUAACAUUUUUUUUCGGAAAUACCGCCCAAGUAAAUAUUUACCCUUAAUUCCUUGGUCACCUACCCCGACAACAACCUAUUUCAGUUUUUUUUUUUUUUUUUAAACUUAAAUAAAAAUUUCUCACUUAUUCCCAGUUACUUUACUUCAGCUUUCGUUUCCCACCUUUAAAUUAAUAUUCGAACAGACAUAAACAGACACGAUAUACACCGGUACUUAGCCUAAAAUUACUGUACACCUAUCAACUCUCUUUAAACUAUUCAAUUACUUGUAUACAUUCCUUCUUGUCCAGGAACAAAAUUAAAUAUACAAAAUUAAAAUUAAAUUAUUUCUUACAACUAACUUACCGUACACAAAAAGGCCCCAGGUGAUGGCAAAGUCAUGGCUGGUGGCUAUGUUUAUCGGCGGGCAGCUUAUCCAGGCUCCAGGCCUGCCAACUGUAGAAACUCCUGCUUCCAACUGUAGAUACUCCUGCUGCCAACUGUUGCUACCUCGGCCACUCGUUUCCAGAGAGCAGCACUUACCGCAAACGCUCUUCAGCGACUACGAAUGCGUUCCCCGGCAGAUAGCGCGCGGCGGGCUAGCAGUCUGCCACCAGCAGCUAUGGACCUCACACGCAUCUCUUCCCUGCUGGCAGCAGUGACCCUGGCGGCGGCGACCGGCACCAAGACGUGGCUGCCCGACACCAACUACGGCAACCCGGCCAACUGGGACGCGCGGCGCGUGCCUUGCUCGGCCGACCGCGCCGUCUUCCCGCGCGGCGCCUCGUUCUCCGUGCUGCUGCCAGGCGGCAGCACGGGCGUGCGCGCGCUGGUGCUGCCGCCCAGCGGCGAGCUGAUGCUACCGCCGGACUGCGAGCUGGCCGUCACCGGCAGGGCCAGGCCGCGCGCCGACUGCCCGGAUCCCAAGGACGUGGUGUUCUCGCGGCGGGGGGCGGCGCCCUGGCUGCUGCCGGGCAACUGGCGCAGCGACGCCCCAGGGGACUGGCCGGCGACCCCCCACGCGCACCGGGUUCCCUGCCAGGAGGACGCCGUCGUCUUCCCCGGGGGCCGCAGCUUCGGCGUGGAGCUGCCGCGCGAGCCCGUUUACGUGCGCCGCCUCUCCUUGCAGGGCCAGGACGUGAGCUCGGCCGAGUGGUCCGAGUUCCUGAUGUCGGACGCUGGCGAGUGGCAGUUCGCCGCUCCAGAGGAGAGCCGCCAGUUCGCGGUGACGGUGACCGGAGGAUCAGCCGAGGAGGUGGCGGCGUGCGGCGAGUCCUCGGGCUGCCGCUGCGUGUCGGAGGCGGCGGAGGCCGAGGUGUGCCGCCUCCAGGCGCCACUCUGCGGGCCGCCCCCACCUUGCUGGCCAGCCGUGCGGCCGCUGGGACACUGCUGCGAUGUGUGCGGUACCUACGUGCUUCUGGACUACACCGACCGCUUCAGGCUGACCGCCCUGAAGGCAGCCGUUGAGGAAGUGCUGAAGGAGGAAGGCUUCAGCGGCCUGGCUAAGCACGUGGGCAAGGCGGCGGAGACGGGCCAAGUGCAGGUGGUGCUGGUGGACCGCGGCGGCUACAGCAGCGCCCCUGGCGACGCGGCGCGGCGGCUGACAGAGACGCUCUCAAACAGGAGAGACGCGCUGGGGCUGACCAGGAUGGAGAUUCACUCCUCGGGCCCGGCCGUCUCCCCGGGCGGUCCAGCCAGGAUCGUCGGCGGCGUGUUCGGGACGCUGUUCGCCGUCGUCGCUGUACUGGGGCUUCUCUACCUGGUGUUCGUCGUGUUUGACGGAAAACCGCUGCUGAGUCUGACGGCGGGCGGCGGCUACUCGGUGUUCGCGCGCUUCGACAACUCCGCCGAAGAAGAGGCGGGCCGGCACGACGAGACGGCGCUGGAGGCGGCGGCGGCGCUGGAGGUGGCGCUGCGCCGCCCCCAGAAGCCGCCCCACGCCUUCGACAACCCCAUGUUCGGCCAGCGCCCCCCGCAGGGAAAAUCCGCGAUGCCGCCGGUCGGCCGGGAGCCCACGCAGGAGAACCCGGUGUUCCUCGAGAUGCAGGGCCGGCGCAGCUCCACCAGCGAGGACACGGCCGAGGAGGAGUUGUUGUCCAGCCAGGACGAGGACGCCGAGGACGAAGGAUCCCCGUCCGCGCCGGCGCAGUAGCCGCUGGCCAGCGAAUUUUGCCAAGCCGCACACCUGGGGUCGCAUAACACGAGCAUUUCUAGAAGCUUCUAAAAGUAAACGCACACCCUGGGUCACAUAACUCGAGCGUUUCUAGAAGCUUCAAAAAAUAAAUGUACACCCUGGGUCACGUAACACGAGCAUUUCUAGAAGCUUCUAAAAAUAAACGCACACCCUGGGUCACAUAACACAAGCAUUUCUAGAACCUUUUAAAAAUAAAUGUACACCCUGGGUCAUAUAACACGAGUAUUUAUAGAAGCUUCUAAAAAUAAAUGCACACCCUGGGUCACAUAAUAAAAGCAUUUCUAGAUGCUUCUAAAAAUAAACGCACACCCUGGGUCACAUAACACGAGCGUUUCUAGAACCUUUUAAAAAUAAAUGUACACCCUGGGUCACAUAACAUGAGUAUUUCUAGAAGCUUCUAAAAAUAAAUGCACACCCUGGGUCACAUAACAAGAGCAUUUCUAGAACCUUUUAAAAAUAAACGCACACCCUGGGUCAUAUAACACGAGUAUUUCUAGAAGCUUCUAAAAAAAAAAAUGCACACCCUGGGUCACAUAACACGAGCAUUUCUAGACGCUUCUAAAAAUAAAUUUUCACCCUGGGUCACAUAACACGAGCGUUUCUAGAACCUUUUAAAGAUAAAUGUAAACCCUGGGUCACAUAACAUGAGCAUGUCUAGAAGCUUCUACCAACUACUGUGUGCCCUAGGUCUCAUAACACGAGCAUUUCUAGAAGCUUCUAAAAAAGAAUGCACACCCUGGGUCACAUAACACGAGCAUUUCUAAACGCUUCUAAAAAUUAAUUUACACCCUGGGUCACAUAACACGAGCGUUUCUAGAACCUUUUAAAGAUAAAUGUAAACCCUGGGUCACAUAACAUGAGCAUGUCUAGAAGCUUCUACCAAUUACUGUGUGCCCUAGGUCUCAUAACACGAGCAUUUAUAGAAGCUUCUACAAAGUAUUGUAUACCCUAGGCGAAGUAAUGCGAGUAUUUUUUAUAAACUUAUAUUAAGUAGUGUAUACCCUAGGACAAGUAAUUCGAGUAUUUCUAGAAACUUCUACCAAGUACUGUAUACCCUGAGCCAAGUACUUCUACCAAGUACUGUAUACCCUGAGCCAAGUAACGCGAGAAUUUCUAGAAGCUUCCACCAAGCAGGGACAGUACACUAAUGGGUAAUGGUAAUGUAAGCAUUAAUAGAAACUUGUUCCCAUUACUGCACACCUGAGCACCUGCCGUUCGUCGAAUACUGAAUUCCAAGCAUGAACACGUUGUGCCACUAACAAACUUAAACCAUAUUCCAAUAGCAUGUACUCUUGUUGACAUAGUAUUUGUAACCAUUGUCUUUUCAGGAGAUAUUCAAUACUAUAUACUCUAAUAAUCUUUAAAAUGCUGAGACAUUUAUACACACUGAAAAAAAAUUGAUUUCAAACUUCUCAAUUUUUUUUUGUAUAAUAUGUUUAAUGAAUAAAAUGAACGAAAUUACCA
Molecule: messenger RNA, 4192 nt
Organism: Bacillus rossius redtenbacheri
Lineage: Eukaryota; Metazoa; Arthropoda; Insecta; Phasmatodea; Bacillidae
Gene: Amnionless
Product: protein amnionless
Exons: 9
Coding region: 1103-2686 (527 amino acids)
Biological process (GO): receptor-mediated endocytosis; intracellular protein localization
Cellular component (GO): endocytic vesicle; apical plasma membrane
Source: RefSeq, a predicted model, not a curated record